AUGAUCCUCAAUGCCGAUAGUUUUGCUGGAGUCUUCACGGAACAACAGUUCGAGAUUGUCAAGCACCCCCCGGAGCCUCGGCCACCUCUACGCUAUGAUGGUAUUGUCGCCGGGGGUGCCAUUGCCGAUGCUCGCACUGCUGUCCCCAUCAUUCGCACUCAGUCCCGCGGCGCCUUAUUCCACCAGUCGGUGGAUUUCGGACCGCGUCUCGUUCAUCUGUCGCGCUGCCCGCACGCUGAGUUCGGCCGCAAGGUCUCGAUGAAGUCCGAAGAACUCUGGCGUUUCUUAUCAAUCCAGGCCCAGCGUACUGAACAAACCCUGGCUCGAGCGGAGCCGCGCUGUCUAGAGUAUGACAGAGUCCAUAUUCCCGCACCUGCUAUACCCACAGCGGGACCGUAA
This is a messenger RNA of Coniophora puteana RWD-64-598 SS2, 399 nucleotides long. RefSeq lists its product as uncharacterized. The transcript is spliced from 2 exons. The coding region runs from base 1 to 399 and encodes 132 amino acids. The record is from RefSeq and is a predicted model, not a curated record. Lineage: Eukaryota; Fungi; Basidiomycota; Agaricomycetes; Boletales; Coniophoraceae.